Messenger RNA from Ostrinia nubilalis (European corn borer), 1529 nucleotides. RefSeq names its product facilitated trehalose transporter Tret1-like. The record is from RefSeq and is a predicted model, not a curated record. Gene Ontology annotation, molecular function: transmembrane transporter activity. The coding region runs from base 42 to 1529 and encodes 495 amino acids. NCBI's taxonomy places the organism in Eukaryota, Metazoa, Arthropoda, Insecta, Lepidoptera, Crambidae. The transcript is spliced from 3 exons. Gene Ontology annotation, biological process: transmembrane transport. Gene Ontology annotation, cellular component: membrane.
GGAUUGAUUGAUGUAAGCCAUCGAAGAUAAAAUUGAAGGCAAUGCCAGCACAAUGGUUCACGCCUUUAUUUAAACAGUGUUUCCUGACGUCGGGCGUGUCCCUCAACUUCCUCGCACAUGGCGUGGUCAUGGGGUUCUCUUCAGUGCUCCUACCACAGCUGAGGGAAACGACCGACAUUGACGAAGCGUCGGCGACAUGGAUCGCGUCCAUAUUCGGAUUAUCCCUCAUAGUAGGAGCAUUGUUGGUCACAGUCGUCAUGAACUCAUACGGCCGAAAACCUGUCAAUAUCUCCAGCGCUGCGUUCAUGACCGUAGGAUGGCUCAUCAUCAGCGCAUCCGAGAGUGCACCCAGCCUUUUAUUCGCAAGAUGCCUUCAAGGGUUCUCAAUGGGCCUGUUAGCUAAUAUGGGCAACGUCCUCAUUGGAGAAUGUUGCAGUCCCAAAAAUCGAGGCGCUCUUUUGACAACUAUAUCUUUAGCAAUCAUGUUUGGUGUUUUCCUGGUUCAUUUAUUAGGAACCAUCGUCUCUUGGCAGAGAGUUGCUUUGAUAGCUGCUUUCAUAGCGUUUGUAGACUUGAUAAUAAUCAUUUUAUCACCAGAAUCGCCAAGUUUUUAUGCGAUCAAGGGAAAGUACGACGAGUGUCGGAAAGCAUUCCAUUGGCUACGAGGUCUUUCAGAAGAGGAGGAAUUGGAGAAGCUUAUAAAAAUGAACAUGGCCAGGACAUCAAACGAGGCUAAUAAUGCCAACGAAAGUAUUUCAAAUAAACUUAAGAGGAAUCUAGAUUACCUUAAAGACACUUUGGGUAAACGAGAAGUUUAUAUACCGGUUAUUAUAAUGAUGCACAUGUACGGGAUCGCCCAAUGGUCUGGUGCCGUCACAUUUGACACAUACGCGAAAGAUAUUCUUGAUGUUGUGUUGGGCAAAGAUAUCAAUUUCCCGGCCAUAAUAGUGUCAUUGGAUAUUCAGAGGCUUGUGUCGAAUGCACUAAUAAUUCUAGCUAUUAAAAAGAUGCGAAGAAAGUUGGUCCUUUCAGUGACAAUAUCGGCCAAUGUUAUAUCAUACGUCAGCAUCGCUUUGUACGUUUAUCUGAAGACUUAUGUCUUGAUGGGAUUUGACCACCUUUUCAUAGGAUUGACUUUGGUUCAUAUCCAUAUGUUUACCGUGGUGGUGGGUGCCGUUCCCCUCCCGAAUAUAAUAGCUGGAGAAAUCUUCCCUUUGGAACAUAGAGGUCUCUGUGGAUUGAUAGGGAUUUUGUUCUUCUCAAUCAAUGAGACUAUCAAUAUUAAGUCAGCGCGAUAUUUGUUCGCUAGUAUAGGAGUGGAAGGAGCAUAUUUGUUGUAUGCAGUGUUGGUUGCGUAUUGCUUGACGGUAGCGUGGAUCUUAUUGCCAGAGACUAAAGACCGAGUUUUGAUUGACAUUGAGGAGGAGUUCCGAGGUGAACCGCUGAUUACUGCGGGGUUACUCCGAAAAUCGUUAUCCAAAGAUUCGAAUGUUGCCGUCCCUCUCACGCAAAGCGAGAUGCCAGAAUGA